Molecule: messenger RNA, 843 nt
Organism: Mesorhabditis spiculigera
Lineage: Eukaryota; Metazoa; Nematoda; Chromadorea; Rhabditida; Rhabditidae
Source: the annotation of a GenBank genome assembly
AUGACGUCGAUCAAUCUGGUGCUCCUCCUGACUGCUCUCUUCUUCCACCCGCACCUCGCCCAGGAGAAUUCAACUUCUCCUGCCCCUCCGGACGGCUCUGAUGCUCCGUCAGUCCCACCGGCUGGAUCUGAUGCUCCCCCAGCUCCUUCGGACGGAACUGUAGCUCCUCCGGCUCCCACGGACGGAUCUGCAGCUCCUCCUGCUCCCACGGAUGGAUCUGCAGCUCCUCCGGCUACCACGGACGGAUCUGCAGCUCCUCCGGCUACCACGGACGGAUCUGCAGUUCCCCCUGCCCCUUCUGGAGCCACUAACGGCACCAACGACUUCCCUGUCGUCGUCCUGGCCAAGAAGUGCUACCAGUGCACCUCCUUCGACGGCGCCGAGAUCCUCAAGAACUUCAUGGCCGACCCGAACCAGACCGACAUCGCCAGCGCCGACCUGAAGUACCACGCCAAGUGCAUGCAGCCCGACGCCACCGUGCCGACUUGCGGCCCAGCCCCGUGCAUGACGCUCGCGUGGAAGAACACGGAAGGCCAGAUGCAAACCGUGCGCAACUGCAUCCAGACCAAGAACUACACCGGCGGCACGAUCAAGUGCAUCCCCGAGUCGAACCUCAAGGAGGGCAGGAUCAAGUGCCGGUGCGAGAAUGAGGAUCUGUGCAACGGCUACUCGUUCGGCGGCACCACCGUCGACGUGCCUGACACCACCCCGACGACCGGGCCUGUCGACGACCCCGACCAGAAUGGACAACAGGCCGACGAAAGCCCGGCGCCCGCCGCCUCCGGCUCGUCCACCAGCGCCCUCGUCGCCGUCGCCUUUGCCCUCUUCUCCAUGUUCUUGCAU